Triticum aestivum (bread wheat) is the source of this 1043-nucleotide messenger RNA. RefSeq lists its product as uncharacterized. The record is from RefSeq and is a predicted model, not a curated record. The coding region runs from base 155 to 817 and encodes 220 amino acids. The transcript is spliced from 3 exons. Lineage: Eukaryota; Viridiplantae; Streptophyta; Magnoliopsida; Poales; Poaceae.
CUUCGCCCCCAUCACGGGCGAGCAGCGCCGUUUGGCCGUUCCCACGGAGUUCAAGAGGGACUUUCUCCAUGCGGCGGUGCUCUGUGCUGCCGACGAGCUUGGCCAUGUGCACGGCAGCUGCCAUUUGAGCCCAUUCAAGGUGGUCUUGGUGUCCAUGUACAGAAAGGAUAAUCGUCCGGUCGCUUGUGUUUACUCCUCGGAGGCUGGUGUAUGGGGCAAUAUCAUCUUCACAUAUGCUCGAUGUGAGCUUGCUGAUGCUAAUCCCGGAGUUCUUGUUGGUAAUGUCCUUUACUGGUCGUCUAAGUCUAUUGAUGCCGGCCAACGUUUGCGGGAUUUGGAUAGGCGCACAAACGACAUAAUUGAGUUUGAUUUGGAUACACAUAGCCUAGCUGUGAUCAAGGGGCCUCAUUGUCUUAGUAACUCACUCAGACAUCAGAUCUUCAAGGCAGAGGAUGGUUCUGUUGGUCUCACCAUGUUGUUUUAUGGUAGAUUCACAAUGUGGCGGAGGAAGAUUGAUUGUCAUGGUGUUGCCACAUGGUUAAAGCACAAGAGCAUUCAAAUGCAUCCUAUUCUUGGGCUCUCUCAUCACCUUGUGAUAUCGCCGAGAUGGAUAGAUGUACUGGGGUAUGAUGAGGAUAAUGGUGUAAUAUUUUUACAUGUGGACGCCAGUGUCUACAUGGUUCAACUGAUGUCGAUGCAAUCCAAGAAACUUUAUCGAAGCUAUUGUCCCAAUAAUAGAUGUCACCCUUUCACAAGUUUCUAUGCACCAGCCAUUCCUGGUGUAUGCGAUGGAGCUGAAAUGUUGCACGAUACGUAGGAUGACUGUCUGGUUGCAUGUCAUAAUGUGCUGGAAUGGUUCAACAGGUGAAGUAAUUAAGGGCUGCUGCUGUUCUUCACAAGUUUGUCGUGUUGCAUCAAUCUGGUCGGCAGUGUAUAUAUAUGUUAUGUGGAAGAACUUACUGUGCUUGUGUCGUAGCCUUUUCCACUAAGUUUGUAAUGUAACAAGAUGCUUUUUAAUAUCUACUCGAAGGAAGUUCAAGACA